This is a messenger RNA of Quercus robur (English oak), 3886 nucleotides long. RefSeq names its product pentatricopeptide repeat-containing protein At5g66520-like. Gene Ontology annotation, biological process: RNA modification. The record is from RefSeq and is a predicted model, not a curated record. Lineage: Eukaryota; Viridiplantae; Streptophyta; Magnoliopsida; Fagales; Fagaceae. The coding region runs from base 366 to 1973 and encodes 535 amino acids. Gene Ontology annotation, molecular function: RNA binding; protein binding. The transcript has 4 exons.
UUGAACGGCUUGGAUUGUUUACCACCCUAGACUCAGACCAGCGGCAGCAGAUAGAGCGAGUGUGCGUGCCAAAAAGAAUAGAGAGAUAUCAUCAGAAAAGAGAGACAUCAGAGAGAGGGAAAAAAAACUCAGAUUAGAGAGGAGAACACCACACCUCAGCCGAUUCUACUAGAUCCGACGUAGGUGCGAUGCCAAGCCACCAACGGAAGGGAUUGACCAGUGGAAGAGGAAGAAUGAGAUUAUGCAAAUUUGCGUGGCAGAGCUUAGAGAGAGAAGCGGUAUCAUAUGUGUUGUUAAUUUGUUGAUAUGUUGGGGGCAAAGUUUAAGUUUUCAGGCUGCCAUUUUUUUCCAAAAUAUUGGGGCUGAUGAAAGCAAGUACUCAGAGAGCUCUUGCCCUGUUGGACCAAUCCCUGAGCCUUACCAUGACGCAUGUAAAGCAAAUCCAAUGCCAUCUCACUGUUUCAGGCACCCUUUUGGAUCCUCAUGCCGCUACCAAGAUCAUCUCCUUCUGCGCAGUGUCGGACCAUGGAGACUUGAACCACGCCUAUCAACUUUUUCACCAUUUACCCAAUCCAUCCAAACUCAUUUGGAACACCAUGGUCAGAGCUUUUGCCGAGAAAAAUGAACCCAUUAAAGCUGUGUGUCUUUAUAAGAAUAUGCUUCACAUUGGCUUCUUGCCCAACAACUAUACUUUCUCUUUUCUCCUUAGAGCUUGUGCUCACCUCUCUGAUAUCUCAUUGGGUACAAUUUUCCAUGCCCAAGUCGUCAGGCUUGGCUGGGAAUCAUAUGACUUUGUGCAGAACGGGUUGAUCCAUUUGUACGCGACUUGUGACUGCAUGGAAUCAGCUCGUAAGUUGUUUGAUACGAGUGUGAACCGGGAUGUCAUUACGUGGACUGCUUUGAUUAAUGGCUACGUUAAAUCGGGACUAGUUGUGGUUGCACGGGAACUGUUUGAUCAAAUGCCUGUGAAGAAUACUGUUUCUUGGGGUGCGAUGAUAACUGGUUAUGCACAAGUUGGUUUGUUCAAAGAGGCUUUGGAGCUCUUUAAUGAUAUGCAGGUUUCUGGGUUUCGGCCUAAUCAUGCUGGUAUUGUGGGUGCACUCACUGCGUGUGCUUUUCUUGGCGCAUUGGAUCAGGGAAGGUGGAUACAUGCAUAUGUGGAUAGAAAUGGGAUGGAAUUAGAUAGAGUGUUGGGCACUGCUCUUAUUGACAUGUACGCAAAAUGCGGGUGCAUUGAAACUGCUCGUAGUGUAUUUGAUGAGAUGCCGAAUAUGAAUAGAGAUGUUUAUGCGUUUACUUCUUUGAUUUCAGGCCUAGCAAAUCAUGGUCAGAGUGGUAGUGCGAUAGAGUUGUUUGUUAGGAUGAAGAAUGAAGGAGUUUUUCCUAAUGAAGUAACAUUUAUAUGUGUAUUAAGUGCAUGCAGUCGAAUGGGGUUGGUGGAUGAAGGUAUGAGAAUUUUCAAUAGCAUGAGUGAGGAGUACAGGAUGGCGCCAGGGGUCCAACACUAUGGCUGUUUGGUAGAUCUCUUAGGAAGAGCUGGGAUGCUAGAAGAGGCAAAGAAGGUGGUGAGAGAGAUGCCCAUGGAACCAGACCCCUAUGUUUUGGGUGCAUUGCUCAAUGCUUGUAGAGUUAAUGGAGAUGUUGAGUUGGGUAAAGAAACGGUUGAGCACUUGAUUCAUCAGAGUCUAGACCAUGGUGGGGUUCAUGUUCUUCUUUCCAACAUGUAUGCUUCUGCUAACCAAUGGGAUUGUGUCGCAAAGGUAAGAAAGGGAAUGGAAGAGAAAAGGGUACGGAAGCUUCCCGGAUGCAGCUUGAUUGAAGUAGAUGGUGUGGUUUUUGAAUUUGUAGCUGGAGAUAGGUCGCAUGCGCCUAUGGAGGAAAUCAUGUUAAUGUUGCUUGCAAUUGACACACACCUCAAGUUUUCUCAGCAUGAUGAUGACGAUGACAUUGACUGUGAUAAGAUAAAUGAAUAAAUCAACUUCGAUAUGAGAAUUGGUGUAUACACAGCUCACUUGCCAAUAAGGGGGAACUGGAGAGCAGGGUCUUCACUCCCUUAAUUUUCAAGGUGUUAGUUUGUAUCCCUGGAUGCGGCAGAGAAUGGACCCAAUGUUGCUUGGAAAUUAUCCUAAUCAGCAGUACGGGUACCAAGCCAUGUUGGCUGCUGGCAUGCAGAACCUAGGAAGUGCAGAUCUCCUAAGACAUCAAGUUAUGCAAUUUCAGCAGCCUUUACAGGGUCUUCAACAGCCAGGGAGCCAUACUUCACUCUUGCAGCAGCAGCAGCAGCAACAACAGCAACAACAAGAAGAAGCAAUUCCUCUUAAUAUCCUGCAGGCACAAACCCAAGUUUUAUAAGAGAACAUGCCACAGCACCUUAUAUGGCAAUCACUUAACAACCAACAAGAGGAUCAGGCAUGGCAACAGCAACAUACCUAUCAGAAUACACUUCAUAUUCGAAGUGAUCAGCUGCAUCAGAGGCUGCAGUCAAAUGUGCCUUCUUCAUCCUUUGUGAAGGCAGACUUCAUGGAUCCAAGUACAAAGUUCUCAGCAUCCAUUAGCCCUAGACAAAACAUGGUCAGUUCACUUUGUCCUGAAGGGAGUAGCAAUAUUUUGAACUUCUCCAGAGUUGGUCAGUCCAUGCUAGCUGAGCAGUUACCCCAACAAUCAUGGGCUCCAAAGUAUUCACAUUCAAAGGUUGAUGAUUUUGCCAACUCAAUGUCACACUCACCUUAUCCUGGGAAAGAUGCUACUGAAGAGCCAGAAAUUUGUGACUCUGCUUCUCAGAAUCCUACUCCUUUUGGUGUUCAUGUUGAGUCAUCUGGACUUCUACUCCGUGCCACUAUGUCUACUUUUGCUACAUCAGUUGAUGCUGAUGUGUCCUCAAUGCCAUUAGGGGAUACUGGAUUUCAGAAUUCUCUGUACGGUUCAGAGCAAGACUCCUCUGAGUUAUUGAACAGUGCAGGGCAAGUUGAUCCACCAACCCCAUCUCAGACUUUUGUCAAGGUUUAUAAAUCAGGGUCGGUUGGGCACUCACUAGACAUCUCCCAGUUCAGCAGCUAUAUGAGCUGCAAGAGGAGCUGGUGCAGAUGUUUGGAAUUGAGGGAAAGUUUGAAGACCCUCUUAGAUUAGGCUAGUAGCUUGGAUGUGUUGACAGGGAAAAUGAUGUGCUUCUCCUUGGAGACGACCCAUGGGAGUAGGUAUUUAAAUGGAUAGCCCUUUGAUUAGAGUAUUUACAAUGGAUAGCCCUUUGAUUAGAUGCUUUUGAAGGUUUAUCUAUUAAUUGGUUUGAAAAUGGUUUUUUGUUAAAUUUGGGGUUUCUUGUGACAACAUUGAGAUUGUGAAUGAAGCCUCUUUUCUCUGUUCUCCUUCUCCAUGAUCUCCUUGAAAAGGCAAAGUAAAACUUGUUUAGUGACGGGUCCAGAUGCUCUGUAGAGUUGAAGGCGUUCCCACUAACAUUCCCCCCUCCAAAAAAAAAAACAUUGCCAUUGCGUCUACUCAGAACUUGGGGCGUUCGUCAAUAAUGUUUGGUAUAUAAAGAUAAUUUCACCCGAGGGUGUCCAUAAAAUGGGAGAGCAAGCAGUUGAAUCCUUCAGCCCACAAGGUGGUCAAAGGCUGAAUUGCAGUAGUGGUGAAGCUCAAGACCUUGUCUCAGGGCUACCAUCUCUUGGCAUGCUCGGGAACUGAGGUUGAGGUUAAUAUAAAAGCAUAUUACAUAUAUUCCCAGAAAUUGUUUCUAGUUUCACUCGCUGAUAAAUCCAAAUAUUGGAUAUACUAGUUUUGGUAUGUGACACUGCCUAUUUGCCUUUGUUUGGCUCGCAAGUAUGUUGUAUAACCUUUUUUUCUAAGACUCUAGUAUUAAUGGGUUUGACUCUUAUGGAGAAAAAUAUAA